AUGACAGAGUGCGCAGUGCGCUUAGCCUCUUCUUCUUGCACUCUCUCUGCUAACUUGCACAUCUCAUCUACCCGAUUCUCUCUUCUCCGCCGAUCUCUGCCGUUGACCUCUGCAUCUAUUAUUGGCUCACCUCUUCUUUCUCUUGGGCAGAUACCUAUUCCUAGUGGCAAUGUGUAUGCCAUAAAUGAUGCAUUAUCAGUAGAGGGUGCAACAGAUGAUUAUGAGACUUGUCUAAAAUAUUUGGUUAAGAGCAAGAUUGUAGACAUUUCUGAGGCUACUGGAUUUCCCAAAUUUGAUGUAAUGCUAUUGGGUAUGGGUCCUGGUGGGCAUGUAGCUUCAUUGUUUCCCGGGCAUCCUCUUGUCCAUGAGAAAGAGAAGUGGGUCACCUUCAUCAAGGAAUCUCCAAAACCUCCACCGGAAAGGAUUACAUUUACAUUUCCUGUAAUAAACACAUCCGCCAAUAUUGCUCUUGUUGUAGCAGGUGCUGGGAAGGUAGAUGUAGUGCAUAAAUCACUAGGUGAUAGUGAAAGUUCUAAUUUGCUUCCCGUGCAGAUAGUUUCACCUGAAGGAGAAUUGGUCUGGUUUUUGGACAAGGCUGCCGCUUCAUACCUGUAAGGAUGAUGAUAUAUG
Molecule: messenger RNA, 630 nt
Organism: Nicotiana tabacum (common tobacco)
Lineage: Eukaryota; Viridiplantae; Streptophyta; Magnoliopsida; Solanales; Solanaceae
Source: RefSeq, a predicted model, not a curated record